UGAAAGUCCCUGACCGAAUGAUCAGAUCAUGAUCGCAGGUAGGCUUCUCAUGUCUCGUGCUGCUGCUCGGAUUAUUAAAAUGUCUCACAUCAAUUUUGAUAAAUCACCACGAGUAUCAAAAGUCUGGAUCGCUCUGAGACGACUGGACAAAAACGAUGACAGAGUGGUGGCUCUUCGAGAAGUAUCCAUUCCUCCAGCAGCUGAGGUCCCCAUGGUCAUACAGAUUAUCACCAAUACCUUUAGGCUGAACUCUUCUGAUGUCAUAUUCAAGAUAAGGAAUCAUGGUGGCUGUCUGAUCCCUCUGAACAGCUCGAUCCCUGCUAACAGCAAGCAUGUGCCUUAUGUGCUUGAAGUAUCCAAGAUCUUUCAGCAUGUGCGUCCUGCACCCAGAACAAUUCCCAUGACCGUGAUCAACAAGAGCAUGAAGACCAGGCUACAGACUAUUGACAGGAGGAUUCAGAGACUGGAGGAGCUUCUGCCCGAGAUCAAACUCAGACGCGAUGAAAAACUAAGCCAGGAGAUUGAAUGUCUCAACCAGAAGUUGAGGUUUCUUCAUAAGAGAAUGCAGGUUGCAGAUUCUCACAGCUGGAAGGGGGUGCUAAGCAGAGCCCCUCUUUGGUAAACAACUACCUACAUUUCUCUCUGUAAUAGAAGAAAAAAAAUCUUCUUCACUGCAGAGGCUAUCAUGUCCCUAUACGAAGAUGGAUGAGGAUCUGGAUUUCUAGAAUUUAUCUUUAUAAAAUGUGUGCAAUGGUGUGGUUUUUAUUACAAUUGCAGUGUUAUUUAUAGUCUGAAAACAGUAACCUUUUAUAAACAUUGUUUUCUGCCUGCAAAUGUUGUUGUGUCAUUAAAGUAUAUUUUUGUGUGUGGCCUUUCUAGUAUGAACUAUAGUAGCCAAGCUAUGGUUUGAUCAAACCUUAUGUUGUGUGUACCAUCAAAUCAAUAAAAGUGAACGAGAAAAGGUGAGAUUGACUUUUCUGUAUCUUUCUGUAAUGUCAAUUGUAUGUCUCCUCUUUUGGAAUAGGAAAAUAAACAUUAAAAAACAAAA
Eleginops maclovinus (Patagonian blennie) is the source of this 1048-nucleotide messenger RNA. RefSeq lists its product as uncharacterized. The record is from RefSeq and is a predicted model, not a curated record. The coding region runs from base 29 to 622 and encodes 197 amino acids. NCBI's taxonomy places the organism in Eukaryota, Metazoa, Chordata, Actinopteri, Perciformes, Eleginopidae. The transcript has 9 exons.